Messenger RNA from Arvicanthis niloticus (Nile rat), 278 nucleotides. Its product is annotated as alpha-defensin 6/12-like. NCBI's taxonomy places the organism in Eukaryota, Metazoa, Chordata, Mammalia, Rodentia, Muridae. Gene Ontology annotation, cellular component: extracellular region; extracellular matrix. The record is from RefSeq and is a predicted model, not a curated record. Gene Ontology annotation, biological process: defense response to Gram-positive bacterium; defense response to Gram-negative bacterium; disruption of plasma membrane integrity in another organism.
CCAUGAAGACCCUUGUCCUCCUCUCUGCCCUUGUCCUGCUGGCCUUCCAGGUCCAGGCUAAUCCUAUCCAAGAGACAGAUGAAGGGACUAAAACUGAGGAGCAACCAGGGGAAGAGGACCAGGAUGUAUCUGUCUCCUUUGAAGUCCCAGAAGUCUCUGCUCGUCGCAGUAAUGGAAAGGUGACUUGCCACUGUAGAGCUAAAUCCUGCAGAUGGGGAGAAAGAGUUAAUGGGACCUGCAAAAUAAAUAACUUACUGUUCAUAUCCUGCUGCCGCUGA